Scutellospora calospora is the source of this 169-nucleotide messenger RNA. The record is from the annotation of a GenBank genome assembly. Lineage: Eukaryota; Fungi; Glomeromycota; Glomeromycetes; Diversisporales; Gigasporaceae.
AAACAAAAGUAAAAGAUUAAGAAUUGAACAAGAUUUGAGAACUGAACAAAAUAUUACAAAAUAUUAUCCUUCAACACAAGUUGAAAAUGAAGAUGUAACUGAAUAUGAAACAGAAGAAAUUGUUACGAAUGGUCAAAUUAUAUUACAACCUGAAAUUGAAAAAGAAAUA